Molecule: messenger RNA, 723 nt
Organism: Prorocentrum cordatum
Lineage: Eukaryota; Dinophyceae; Prorocentrales; Prorocentraceae
Source: the annotation of a GenBank genome assembly
AUGGUGACACGUGCAAGUACUCCCAUCUCGAGGAUAUCACGGAGGCCGCGGUUGCUGCGGAGCACGAUCGCCUGUCUCGUUUAUGCCCGGGUCUUGCUUCGGCAACGUCGUUGGCUACUUCUCUUUGGAGUGAGCGUGCUGCUGGUCGGAAUGCGAUCGAGAUUCAUGCACUUCUUCACGAUAGCGCUGAUAUGCGUGAAUGUGGCGGUGGUCCCGCAUGUGUUGAGCUACGUCCUGAUUGUCGUGCGGACUUUCUCCCUGAAAGCGCUGAUCUCGGUGAACAAGGUGGUGCUCCAGCGUUUGCCGUGUACCCUCCUGGUGCCCGUGCUGCUGUUCUUCCUGAAAACGAUGAACUACAUGAUUGCGGAAGUGAUCCCGCCGCUGGUGCUCUUCUUCCUGAUGCCGACCUCCCGCCUGACAGCGCUGAUCUACAUGAUAGUGGUGGCGCCUCUGCCACCGUCGGCCUUCCUCGGGAUGCACGAGCCGCCCCCCUGCCUGACGGAGACGCUCUGCAUGACUCUAAUGGCGAUCCCGCCAGUGCUGAACUACCCCCUGGUGCUCGUGCCGUCCGUCUUCCUGACCGCGUUGCUAUGCACUCUGGCAUCGAUUACACCAAAUUCGAUCAUAUCAAGGACUCUGACGAUGAGUGCGAGAAGUCGGAGGCCUCCCUCGACGAGUUGUUCUUGUCUACGCCUGCCUGCGGCUGCUGCGCCGCACCCAUGA